Messenger RNA from Talaromyces marneffei, 924 nucleotides. RefSeq lists its product as uncharacterized. The transcript has 4 exons. Bases 1 to 924 code for a protein of 307 amino acids. NCBI's taxonomy places the organism in Eukaryota, Fungi, Ascomycota, Eurotiomycetes, Eurotiales, Trichocomaceae. The record is from RefSeq and is a predicted model, not a curated record.
AUGGUCGCCAAAAAGGCAGCUGGCAAGAAAGCUAGCGCCCCAUCGUUCGACUCUAUUAUCGAGGCCGAGCGCCUUAAUCGCAAAAAGCAAGAGAACCAAGCCCUGGCAGACCAGUUGUUAGGCAGUAAAAAGAGAAGAGCCAGUGCGCCAGGGCCGGGAGUUGGUAGCAAGAAAACGCCCGCCGACAGGAGCCUUGCAAGCAGAAUUGGUGUCGUAAAGCGCUCAGCGUCGACAUCCUCGAAACCCAAAGCCAACACAAUCGCUACCGCUCGCGCCACAGCCAAACAAACCACACCUGCUAAAGCAACCUCACGCCGCACACGAGAAGAUCGCAUGAUAGAAGAUAUCAAUGGCAAGAAAGAUGUGAACUUGGCUCCUCGCAAACAAACAGAGAUUACAAUCAAGGGAACCGCUGCUACAGGACCAUUUGUCGUCGUUGGAAGGAAUUUCGCUCCGGGUACCAAUGCCGCCGAUAUUGAAACUGCGAUGGAGCCUGUCGCUGGACAUAUCGUUGGUGUUCAUAUAACGUCGUAUACGCCAUAUGUCAAUGCACAGAUUGCAUGCGCUGAGAAAUGGGGUGCGGAAGCUAUUGUGGCACAGUUCAAUGGGAAAAAGGCGGACGGUCGAAUCCUCUCAAUCGAAUACAGAGGUGGUGGCAGUCACUUCUUUGGCCCUACUUCUGGCAAACGUACAGCACCCAAUAGCUACGACACCCUCAGAGAACAAGCCGACCGCGAACGUCGAGAGAGGAAGAAAGUGGUCGAGCCUCAAAGUCAAGAUGGAAGAAAUGAAUUCAGUGACUCUAAAGGACGCCCCAGACGAGCCGAUGGUCGCACUAAUGACAACAUGGAAUUGUAUAGCGACAAGAUGAUGGUCGAUGCUCCUUCCGCACCAAUCUCGAAGCGUGGUCGUGGAUUUCGCUGA